UAGGGGUCAACCAUGGAGCUGUAGCUCAGAUGCCCGAGCGGAUCGCCACCGGAGGAGGAGAGCGCUGCAAUGAACAAGACCAAGAGGAAACCCAAUGCUGAGACUCCCGGCGGGCUGAAGAGCAAGAAGCUGGUCCAGCGCCGGAGGAACACAUGCCCCAGUCCGCAGGACAUCAGCAAGGCCCUGCAGAGCCCCAGCUCUGCGCCCAGCGCCAGCGCCGCCAGCCUGGACGAGCUCAUCCAGCGCUGCCUCAACUGUUUCGAUUCGGAGGGGAAGAUGCCCAGCUCCCGCGGUUCGCAGCUGGUCCACAUGACCCUGAUGAUGCACAGCUGGGUGGUUCCGUCUCAGAUGUUCGUCCAGAAACUCCUCACCUUAUAUCCUUUGAGCCACUGCUGCUGGACCGACUGGAGCUCCGCUCCAAAAUCACAUGUUUAGAAAGUUAUAAUCAGAUCAGCAAACAGCCAAAGCUUUGUUUGGACUCCUGCAGAGCAGCUGGGAGUUCACAUUCAUAUCCUUCAUUCAGGUUUGAAUCUUUGACUCCAUUUCCUGUCACUUAUAAGGAUUGUCCCGUAGACAAACGGGGACUGAGGCGGGCGCAGAUCUGCCACCUGGUCAGGCAGUGGAUCAGCCAGUUCCCGGCCGUUUUUGAGAAGGACCCCCUCCUGGAGCAGACCAUGGGGGAUCUAUGGGAGCUGGUCCGGCUGGACGGAGAGAAGACGCACUCGCAGCUCAUCGACACCUCCUGCAUAAACCCUCAUCUGAACGCAUCGCAGGCGCCUUCGCCCUCGGUGAAGAAGAGGAAGGUGUCGUUAAUAUUCGACCACAUGGAGCCGGAUGAGAUGGCCGAGCAUCUGAGCUACCUGGAGUUCAAAAACUUCUGCAACGUCUCGUUCCUGGACUACCGCAGCUACGUGGUGCGAGGUUCUGUGAGGGACAACCCGGCGCUGGAGCGGUCCGUCAUGAUGUGCAACGGCGUCUCGCAGUGGGUCCAGCUGAUGAUCCUCAGCAGACACACCCCCCAGCAGAGAGCCCAGGUCUUCACCAAGUACAUCCAUGUGGCUCAGAAACUGAGAGCCUUGCAAAACUUUAACACUCUAAUGGCGGUGACCGGAGGCCUCUGUCACAGUUCGAUCUCUCGCCUCAAAGACACGUCCAACCUGCUGCCCCCUGACAUCACCAAGGUCCUGAGUGAAUUCACAGAACUCCUCUCUUCGCGGAGCAACUACAGCAACUACCGGCGGGUCUACAACGAGUGCAGGGGCUUCAAGGUGCCCAUCCUGGGUGUCCACCUGAAGGACCUGAUCUCGCUCAACGAGGCGCUGCCGGACUACAUAGACGAGGAGAAGAUCAACCUGAGCAAACUGCAGCACCUGUACAGCAACAUCAACGACCUGCUGGCCAUUCACAGCUGCAAGCCGCCGUUCGAGGCCAACAAAGACCUUCUGCAUCUGCUCACGCUGUCUUUAGAUUUGUACUACACAGAGGAUGAGAUAUAUGAGCUGUCAUACAACAAGGAGCCCAAAAACCCUAAGAUUCAGCCUGUCGCUCCUGUUAAACCGCCAGUAGUGGCAGAAUGGGGAUCUGGGGUCACCCCCCGGCUCGACUCCGACACCAUCUCAAAACACGUCAAACAGAUGGUGGAUUCCAUCAUGAAGAACUACGACCUGAACCAGGACGGCUACAUUUCACUGGAGGACUUUGAGAAAAUAGCAGCCAACUUUCCAUUCACCUACUGUACUCAAGAAACUGACAGGGAGGGGCAAAUCAGCCGAGAAGAAAUCACCUCUUACUUCAUGAGAGGAAUGUCCGUCUGCGCUAAGCUAGGCUACAACUUCAACGAAACGCAUAACUUCCACGAGACGACGUACAAGCGGCCGACGUUCUGCGACACGUGUGGAGGCUUUCUGUGGGGCGUCAUCAAACAGGGCUAUCACUGCAAAGAUUGUGGGAUAAACUGUCACCGACACUGCAGGGAUCUGGUGCGGACGGGUUGCCAGAAGAAACACAAAAACACAACCGGGUCAUGUCCAUGCACUCCUGGUCCUGACUCCAGAACCAAGGGCAACAGCUGGAGUUCAGAGGAAGAGGCCUUCGUUUUCCCCCAAAGCAACGACACUGAACAGAACAGAGUAAUGUCAGACUGGACACAGAACAUGGGCGAUUCCACGCUGUCGGACCGCUCCACUCAGACCGACCCCGGGGUUUGGACGCCUGAGAGGAAAGACCGGAGGGGAAACCACCUCAACUGUGUUGGACACGCGUCCCCUGACAGACGGGCCAAGACGCUGCCACACCGAAGCAGAGGUUGCUCCAUGCCGGUUUCCUUCCUCCAGGACAAGCUGGACGAGCUUCAUCUGCACAAAGACAAAAGCCGAGAGCCGGACUGAACGCUCCUCUUCCUGCUCGGACAAAAAGCCAACCGGCGCCGCCGCCAUAUUUGUUCCGCCGCUGACGUCGAACUUAUCAGACUCUUGGCUGUAAAUGGACUUCAUAGUUGUGACGUUCUUGUUAGUUUGACUCUGGAGUUUUCAAGCAUUGUUUUGUUUUGUUUGUUUCCUGUGUAAUUUAUGAAAACCUUGUUUUAUUUGAAGAACACGUGCCUUGCAUUUCUGGUGCUAAGAUGAAUUUCUGCAAAUCUACAGACAUUUCUUGGGACACACAGCUUCCUGCACACAGGAGCAGGGUAGGAAAUUAACACUAAGCAGCAAAAACAAAUAGUUCAACUUCGGCAGCUAUAUGACGAAUGAUUAGUAAAUUGGGUAAGUAAACACAUGACUUUAUUUGGGAUUGGAUUUGAUGUCACUGAAACUGAUGCUGCGUUCCAGCUUUACUAAGAGCUGGGAAAUGCCGACUUCCUGUUUCAAUAUGGCCGCUCCUCACAUCAAUAGUAGCAAGAUGUGUUGGAAACAUGUUUAUUUUUUCAAGAUGUGCAAAAAUGUGCCUCAAAUCAACGUUACAUGUAGCAUCUGAAACUACAUAACAUGAAAAAAUUAAAGGUGGAAACUGUCACUUGAAAUGUAUUGAAAACGAUGUUUAUGGGUAUCGCCAUGUUGUUACCUUGGGGAAAAUCCAGCUUCAAGUUCCCACUUCCCAGGUAUUAGGGCCACAAUAAGAAAAUAAAUUAAAAUUAAAGUAAAAAGAGAAUAAAGUUGUAAGANAAUGNAGUCAAAAUAAUACAAUACUUAUGACUUUUCAAAUUUUGAUUUUAAUCUCGACAAUUUUUUGCAAUUGUAUUUCCACUGGAUUCGUUAAUACUAUUACGACUUGCAUUUCUACUGCUUUCUCGUAAAACUGAAUAUUCUUGUAAAGUUGUCUUGUAAAUUCUUGAUAUAACUUAUUACAAUUUGUAUUUCAGCUUAUUGGACAACUAUGAGAAUAUAGCCAAAAUAAUACGAUUAAGUCUUUGUAUUAUGAGAAUAGACAGAUUACCACUGAAUGAGUUAGUUGAAUAUGAGAAAAGUCAUGACAGUCGUUUACAACCUCUUGUAUUAUUUCAACUUUAUUCUGGUAAAGCUGUAAUACUGACUUUAUUCUCAUUUUAUUUGUUUAGUGUGGCCCUAAAACUGUUUUGUACGAGGUAACUGGAAUGCAGUGCGACAUUGGGCUCUUUAUGCACCCCUUCAUAAUGUUUUGAAGCAACAUGCCAACAAAAUGUUUAUUUCCUGCCCUGAAAAUAAAAUUUCUUCAUUUACGGUUCAGCAGGACUGCACUGGAACAACACACGGUCUAAUUAUUCUCAUCUUCCUCCUUUUGUCCUUUGUUGAUUUCAGUUUUAUCAAACAAAUAAAGAGAAAUACAAAUACAGUCAUAAGUUAAGUGUUGUGUUUGACUUUCCUUUAAAAAUUGGGAACCAAAAAGACAUUUUCCACACAUCUGUAGGUGUUUACAACUGUGUUUAUUGUAUAAAGACAAGACAGCUGGCGUAACUGGUCAAAAACUCUGAUUCUGUUUUUUUUUUUUAAAGGUAGAAAAAAACUGGCUUGAACUACAGGACUCAAACAGCAAU
This is a messenger RNA of Poecilia latipinna (sailfin molly), 4006 nucleotides long. It is a transcript of the gene rasgrp4, whose product is annotated as RAS guanyl releasing protein 4. Gene Ontology annotation, biological process: Ras protein signal transduction. The coding region runs from base 153 to 2387 and encodes 744 amino acids. Gene Ontology annotation, cellular component: plasma membrane. The record is from RefSeq and is a predicted model, not a curated record. NCBI's taxonomy places the organism in Eukaryota, Metazoa, Chordata, Actinopteri, Cyprinodontiformes, Poeciliidae. Gene Ontology annotation, molecular function: guanyl-nucleotide exchange factor activity; calcium ion binding. The transcript is spliced from 16 exons.